GGCUUGAAUGUUGGCAGUCAGCACCAAAGAAGAGUUGUUUAUAUUCAGUGCUCUUGCCUGUGUAAUGUACCCGUCAUUAGCUUUCAGUUGUUGUAUUUCGAGUCAUCAUGGCGGAGGAGAAAGUACCCAGCGACGCUACUAGCACUGCAUCUCCUAAUAUCUUAGCGGGAGAUGUUGAACCACAGGGUUUCGAUCAAGCAGCGACGAAGAAGCUUUUGCGCAGGCUAGACUGGCACAUCAUUCCUUUCAUGUCGCUCAUUUACCUCCUCUGCUUCCUGGACCGCACAAAUAUUGGGAAUGCCAGGCUCGACCAUCUGGAGAAGGACCUCAAACUCCACGGACUACAAUAUAAUGAUUGUCUAGCGAUCCUCUUCCCGUUCUACAUCGCUGCUGAGAUCCCCUCGAACAUGAUGAUGAAGCGCACACGGCCUUCUAUCUGGCUUACAUUCAUCAUGUUCUUCUGGUCCCUAGCGAUGAUCUGCCAGGGCUUUGUAACCAACUACUCUGGGUUGAUGGCUACGCGCGUCUUUCUGGGUGUAUUCGAAGGCGGCCUAUUUCCCGGGGUAAACUACUACAUCACGCAAUGGUACGUGAGGAACGAGUGUGGCUUUCGCAUGGCCCUCUUCUUCUCGGCCGCGACUUUAGCUGGAGCCUUUGGUGGUAUCCUAGCAAGGGGCAUUGCAGAAAUGAAUGGCGUCGGCGGUAAGGCGGCUUGGGCUUGGAUCUUCAUCCUUGAGGGCUUAAUGAGUAUCCUGGUGUCGAUUGUAGCGUAUUGGUGCAUCUACGACUACCCUGCGACCGCACGCUUUCUUACCUCGAAGGAGCGAUCCGAAGUCGAACGCCGCCUGACCGCAGACCACGGCCACCUCUCCAACGACUUCGACAUGAAAUAUGUCUGGCAAGCCAUCACCGACUGGAAGAUAUACAUCUUCAUGCUCAUCUGCAUGGCAGGCUUCUGUCCCAUUUACUCAUUUGCCCUCUUCCUUCCCACAAUCGUCAAAGGCAUGGGAUACACAGCAAAUGAAGCGCAACUCAUGACUGUUCCACCCUACGUCUGCGCUUGCUUCUUCACAAUUGGGGCAAGCUGGUACGCAGAUAGGAUUCGUAAGCGUGGUAUAUUCCUCAUGGGCUUUCAGCUCGUGGCUAUUGCGGGAUUCUCAAUGCUUGCUGCAACGGCGAAGCCAAGCGUACAAUAUGCAGGGACUGUGCUGGCGGCGAUUGGCAUCUAUCCGCAGAUACCACUAGGGAUGGCAUGGAACAGCGGGAACAUCGGGGGCAGUUUAAAACGUGGCACUGGCAUUGCGAUGCAGGUCAUGGGCGGAAACUGCGGAGGUAUCAUUGCUUCGUAUGUGUAUCUCACCCGUGACGGUCCGAGGUUCAUCACUGGACAUAGCAUCUUGAUUGGAAUUGUGGGUAUGGCGUUCUUCUUGACGUUCUUCAUGUCGACCUGGUGCCGACUGGAGAAUGCGAGGCGGGACAAGAUAGCGUUGGAGGUUGGAAUGGACGAGUUGACCGAGGAGCAAAAGCAACUGGAGGGGGAGCUCGCUGAUAAUGUACCCUGGUUCAGGUACACUACUUAAAUGGAAGUUGCCCCAUAUAAAUGUUGUUACUUUACUGCACGAUUGGUCAUGGUGUACCAUAUCCAAUGGCAACUAGCGCAGCUGCAGCCAUAGAGGGAAGAUAGAUCAAACGUACCAAAGAAUCAUUAUAUCAUUAUAUC
Molecule: messenger RNA, 1720 nt
Organism: Cucurbitaria berberidis CBS 394.84
Lineage: Eukaryota; Fungi; Ascomycota; Dothideomycetes; Pleosporales; Cucurbitariaceae
Product: high-affinity nicotinic acid transporter
Exons: 4
Coding region: 108-1580 (490 amino acids)
Biological process (GO): transmembrane transport
Cellular component (GO): membrane
Molecular function (GO): transmembrane transporter activity
Source: RefSeq, a predicted model, not a curated record